AUGGCCACACCGAGCGCCCAGAUGGAUGGCAGAGACCUCCCGCCCCGGCCGGAGAAGCCUGCCAAACCCGCUAGGUAUAUAAGCAAAUUCAGACCAUUUGUGAAACAUGAAGCAGAGAAAAAUAAAUCUCGGUGGAAAACUAUGGGACCAGCAAAAGUUGCAGUGCCAUCUCCAAAAGAUUUUCUGCAGAAACAUUCAAAGGAACCCAAGCUACCACCAAGAAAAAAAGAACAGAAUAGUAAGAAACCACCUGCAUUAUCAGUGCCACGGAGGACAGACCGCCCAGUUAUGGGAAUUCAGAGCAAAAAGAAUUUUAUAAAUACAAAUGCAGUUGCUGCUAUCAGGGGGGUGCCUAAAAAGCCUCAACCUUUUUGUGUUGACACAAGACAAGGAGAUAAAUAUCUCCUUGAAACUUCAGGACUUGCCCCAAAAUACAUUAAAAAAAAGGAUUAUGGUGUUACACCAAAAUAUGUAGCACGGAGAAAUGAAGAAAGGAAGAGAGCUAAGGAAGAAUAUGAGGCCAGUAUCUUGGAGGACCUCAAGAAGAAAGCCAUGAAAAAACUCUCUGAUGAAGAAAGGACAAAUGUUCUGCAGGCCCUGAAAAAGAACUGGCAGGAAACGCAGCGUGAAUAUCUGGGUCUUUCAGUAGUAAUAGACACCAUGCACAAGAAGAUGCAUAAACAAAGGCUGGAAUUAAAGUUGAAAGAACUGGAGCAGGACAUACAAGCACUUGAGAUGCACGAAGAUGUCUACAUUGCAAAUGAGUAA
This is a messenger RNA of Acanthisitta chloris (rifleman), 768 nucleotides long. It is a transcript of the gene ENKUR, whose product is annotated as enkurin, TRPC channel interacting protein. The record is from RefSeq and is a predicted model, not a curated record. Bases 1 to 768 code for a protein of 255 amino acids. The transcript is spliced from 5 exons. Gene Ontology annotation, cellular component: acrosomal vesicle. Gene Ontology annotation, molecular function: calmodulin binding. Lineage: Eukaryota; Metazoa; Chordata; Aves; Passeriformes; Acanthisittidae.